CAUCUGCCUAAAACAAGAAGGAGAAGAAGAAGAAGAAGAAGAAGCCAUUUUCUUUUUCAUCCAGGGAGUCAAAUGUGAACAGUAUUAUCCUGUUGGAUUUUGUCCCCACCUUUGGCAAACCUGUUGAGGAGUCCUCUUUUACACAAUCAGGUCAGUCAACUUUGAUUUCACUUUUUCAGCAGGACUACACCACAUGCACUGAAUAUUAGUCGGUGGGGUCACAGCUUUUUCCCUUCAUGAAAACUGGCUUACUUAUCCUGUUUUGUCACGACGAGGUUUUAAAAAAUGGCCUGUUUCAUCACAAGUCUGUCAAUGAAAAUAACUACUGUUUGGUAUCAUUCAAACUUGGUUGUGAAAUGCAGUCUGACAGGAUUUUAAUAUUCUCUACGCCUUGUGUUGGUGUUGGUCCUCUACAUAAUCUCCAAUUUUGUGUAAAUUUGUAUGACUACUGUGAUCUUUUAAAGGUACAAUGUGUAGAAUUUAUUGGUGUUAUGGGAUAUCAUACUCGUUUCUCUACUGGUGGAGCCUUUAAUUAUAGUAGCAGUGGGUCCUCAGUCUAAAGGCAGCCAUGUGGCACCGCCAUGUUUUCUACAGUGGCUCAGAAUGGACAAACUAGCUGGAACCAAACAUGUUUUAUUCAUUCCUGGGUGGCUGUGCAGAGAGCAUAGAGAGAGGUUGGUAGUUGCACAAAAAUGAAUUGGUUAAAAUUUUUAGAUCAUAAAAACUUCAAAGACUUAUUGUGCAUCAUAGGAACAUGAACUUAGAGAAAAUUAGAGUAUCUAUUCUCAAAAUAUUUUGACUUAUGUAUGACUAUAUUGUUUGCAACAAUGUGACUUUAAUCAUCAACAUUAUAGCCUAACUGACUUACACAUUUUAUUUUUGUAAGAAAAUGAGCUAAAUAUUAGUUUCUUAUGUGGCCCUCAUAUGGUUGUACAUGAGAAACACUGGCUUAGAUCAGCAUGACUUCACUAAUGUCAGCUUGCGUUAACAGAACCAUGAAAGACUCAUGAAAGAUAUCUAAGAAUUGAGCUAUAAACUAAAGUUACUUAGUUACUUAGAUAAAAAACAAAAAACUUCACCACCUCAUCAAUUAAAACAAAUGAAUUAAAAACUCUUACUCAGCGCAGCUCUACAGUGUAAGUUGCCUGCUUCCCACUACAUAUUUAGCUGUUUCUAGGUAACGGGAGGAAAAUUAACUGUACGUUUGCCUAUUUAAAAACACUGCACAACCAUUUCUGGAACGAAUUACUAUAGUCGCCUUAAUUUUCUUCCACUUUUAACAAAUGUCUCAAUCUGUGGCUGCCACCCCAAAAAUCACAAUGGGUAUAGGGGGGAUUUAACUCAUGCAGUAAUGGGCUCUGUAUGACUCCAGAACAAUGAGGCGACAGAUAAACAGACAGAGGAAAAUAAGGAAAAAACACGUAAUGGUGGUUCUUAAUUUAAUGAGGCAAAUUAGACAUUUCAGUUGAAUCUAAUGUUAUUUUUGUGCUUCCAAAUAAGCACAUCUGCCUGCUGUUGCCUCCACUUGUCAAAACCUUCUAUAACUGCAGAGCCGCAUUGUAACAUUGCAGCAAAGUUAAUGACUAUGUUGAAAAUGUUUUGCGUGUGCUGCUUCUGCAAGAAUUACAAUUUGCAUAAUAUUCCCCCAUAAGGCAGGACUGUAAAGAUCUGCUGGGAUUUGUCUGUUUGUUUCAGUUAUCACUGUAAAUCUCUGUAAGCAGAGAGAAAACACCCUCGGUGUCAAGUGCAUUAGAUCUGAGUGCUGAAUCUGCACAUGAGAUUGUAUGGACUAAAGAGGUGGUUUGUGAAGUCUUUUCAGAUCUUAUCCGAAACCGAUCACACAAAAGCUCUCAUCUGGAUAUUCCAAACUUCAGGCCCAUAAAUGCAACUAAAUCAGCAUUUUUACAGUUUCUCAAUUUCCUGCAUCUGUCUGCAGAAAAGGAGGAUUAGGUCUAAACCCCAAACUAAAUCCAGUUUGAAAGUGAACACAAAAGAAGAGCUUCAGUGGACAGGAAAUCAUUUACAAUUUCUUGAAAAAAAAAAAGGUGACAAUUAAUGUGUAAUUUAAUGAAAGGUUAUAAAAUCUCAUCUUAAAUGUUUGUUUUAUACUCUAAGGGUCAGGCUGAUUUAACAUCACACUCUGAGAGACGGAUCUAAUUAUUCCACACCCAUAGGCUCUGACCUGUUGAUGAGUGGGUCAGCACCAAUAAAAUCAAAAGUGUGGAGAGGGCAAAGGUCAAACAGCCCCUUGGCAUAAUGUCAGGCAGGUCAGAACGGGUAUAUCUUUGAUAUAAAAUCUGAGUAAUGAAUAAUGUUAUGAUACCUUAUGAUAAGGCUUACAGUUAGUUCUAGACUCCAAUUAGAAGAAGUAGCCUUGAGGCAUCAUUUUUUAUUCAAUCCGUUUCAAGUUUAAUGUAAAUUUUUCUUUGGAAAUUGAUAUAGCUGCUCCAAAGUGUUUCCUCCUGUGUAGUUGCACCACUCUACAAAACAAGAUGUAAACUCUGGGUGUAUAUAUGCACCUGCUGGGUAACCAUAUUUGUCACAAACUACAUUUUUCUACAUGUUUUUCAGGAAAACGUGUAAUUUUUAAACUUACUAACUGAGAAAAAUUAAAAAAAAAAUAUAUAUAUAUAUAUAUAUAUAUAUAUAUGUAUAUUUUACCAAAGUUCUUGCUAAAAAUUUGCUGCUGGUACAUAAAAAACAAAGUUCUUUAUAAUUGUAAAUAGAUGUGUUUUUAAAUGCUUCUUGAAAAUGCUUUGUGACACCUGAUUUACAUAAACCACAACAUUCAAAUACAAUGUCAGAAUUAAGAAUUCCCCCAUUAAAGCAAAGUGCAUGAAUGCGGCUGUGGCUGGGGAUGAAAUCAGGUCCAAGUUUCCUCAUCCUACCAGUUUCUGACUGGCCACAGUGUGGUGACAGCAUCGCGGUGUGAGGAGAAUUAUCCUUUUUCAUUAUGUUAAUUGUAUUUUUCUGUUUGAAGAAGAAAGGAUGAAAUGAGUGUCUAAAAAACGCUCCCCCAAAGAAAAAGACCAGCAGUUGUUAAAUUGCAGUCUAUGCAUACUCAUAAUUUCACUGAACGUUGUUUGAAUGAAAACAUAAUUAUGCGUUUUGGAUUUGAGAUGUUAACUGGAAGGGUCAGAGAAAUUGUGUAGGGAGCAAUUUUGUAGGAGAAGAGAAAGUACUGUGCAUGUGCAGGCAUUUGGCUGUGCAGGCCAAACUAUGAAGACAGAACUACCCUUGGAUGCCUGCAUACUUGAUUGAUGUCCGAGGGGUUGUGCAUCAAGAGGCCAUGAUAGCUGAGGAUGAGAAGUGCUGGUGGGGGUGGGGGCAGAUCUAGCUUAUCACCUUUAUAUUUCAGUGGUCACUGUGAUGCAGUAGUCUCUGAUACCAUAGUUUUUGUCUCUAUGGAUACAGAAAUCAGCAUGAAAAUUAUGGUUUAUAUCAUGUGAAUGUGUGAUGAAUCUUGUGUAUGAGCAUAAUUCCUGCUGAAAUACAGUCCAAACAUGGGCAUUUAAUCAACUUCUUUAAAUCAAGUCAUACAUUUAUGAGAAAAAGUCUGAAUUUCAUAUCUUUGGCGAGUCUUUUUAUUGUUUUAAUCAUAUGUGUAGGGGGAGAUCACAACAGCAGCCAGCUGCUGCCUGGAAAUGACGUGGUAUAUCUUGUGAAGUCAUAUUUUUUUACGGGCUUCAUGAAUAACAUGACUACCAGGAUUCUGAAUAGACCUGCAAGAAAGUGAGUUUUAUUCUGAGGAAGGGCAGGUUAAUGGACAGCCUAUACACAGUUCUGAAACCACUGUGUGUCCUCAGCUGUUGAGCUGAACUUUAUGAGGUGACCCUUAUUUCCCCUCAGAGUGCAGGCGUUUUUUUUUUCUGGUAAUAUGACAAGUUUUCUCUCUUACAAGUCCAUUCUCAUAAAAUCAUGACUCAAUUCUAAUAUUACAGUUUCGCAUUUACUAUAUUACAACUGUUUUCUCUGAAUUUGUUUCUGUUUUUUUUUAAAUCCCCAGUGUGGCCCUAAUCCUCAUGAUGGCAAAACAAACAGUAGCUUAGUUUGAAACUGCUGUAUCCUCGGGUAGACUGCAGCUUUUAUGGUCAAAUAAUCAUAUAUAAACUUGGUAUAACGUGGAGCGAGAGCACAUUGUGUUCAGCCGACAAAUGGCUUUUUCUUUUCUGUUAAAAGUUCUUAUAAAGACCUAGAUUAGUUGUGUGCUACGUGAAGGAAUGUAAGAAAACACAUGAAGAAGCAUUAAAACCUUGACCUUUACAUAAAGGUCUUUUGCACCUCUGUUUGAUUACAAGAGGGACAGAACUGUCACAUGGAAAGAUGAAUGUACGCUUCUAUCUGAACAACUGUGCUUUGUAAGGUGUUUCUCAUCUGUGAAUUGUGGUGUGUCCAGAGAUUGAAUUCAGCAUGAGAGAAAAGCUGAGGGCCACUUUAUAAAGCAUGACAGUAUUAUUGAAAAUUGCCAAACUAAGAUGUGCGUGUUGUUCUACCCCGUCUAAAAGAUUUGUGAAUUUCAGGUGGGAGAGUUAUCGAGGAUUAAAAGCCUUAUUUGAAUCUGAGACUGGCAUUAAAACAGCUUAUGCCUCUCUACACAAACUAAAUGAGUAAGCUCAAUCCCAGUAUUGAAUGUAAUUAAUCACCUGGUGUAAGCUGGGGAAGGUUAUUAUGCAACGCAGGCUACUUCUCAUGAAAAUGGUCCUUGAGGUGCCCUUUAUCGAUUUUCAGGUAGGUCCGAAUCAUUCGUCCAUAAACACUGAGCUUUAUCAUAAUAACUCAAUCUGGUUGGUCCUAUCAGGAGUCGACCAGCCACUGCAGGGAGGAUUUUUAAUCUAAUUAAAAUCCAUUUGUGGUUGUCAGACAGAUCCAUUAGCCAACAGAUUUAAAAGGAUAUAGUAUUGUUGUUAAAGCACAAACAGUAACAGAUAUUUCAGGGGAAUUAGCGCUAAAUGGCUCAACAAGCGGCACUUGGCUAAACCACAAAUCUCACAGUGAGCUCCCGAUGAAUAAAACAUGUGGAUCACAUCAAAGAAACAUUGAGGUUUAGUGUCUGGAAGAAGUCUCUGUCUUGCCUUGUUAUGCAGAUAAAGAUAUCAGAUCUCGGUCUCUUUAACUAUGCAGUUACAUUUCUUUGCCGUUUGAAUGAUUCAUAGCGGUCCGCCGGGGAUUUAUAUCCAUGUGAGUUUGUAUCCAGAACUAACAGGACUUCUAUUUAUAUUACAGGAUAUUACUUUACUUUUCAUUUUGAAAGCAAUUUGAGACUUAUUAUCUGUUUUCCAAAGUUUGAUACACCUCUUCUUUACAGAAGUGUUAGUAUGAAAGAAGAGACUGGACUGUUUUAUCUCAGUUUUGAACAAAUUUUGAAAUCUGGUGACAUACACAUAGGCUGUGCAUAAAAAGUUCUAAAUCUGUGGGCCUAUCAGGUCCAGGUCUAGAACAAAAUGACUUGUGGUGCAUCUGGGGAAAAAAGGAGUAGCAGCCACAGGGACUGGGAACAGCAGUGUAAAGUCUGUAGGCGUUAAUGGACCCUGCACAUGUUCCCCUUGAAGAACCAGUGGCCUGUAGAACCGGGUUUGAGGCUGAUUCUGGAGAUCUGUGAAGUAUUCUGAUUUCUUAUCUGUAUUCCAAUUUUACCUGUGUUUUAGCCAGUGUAGGUACCAGCUGUGUUCAGGCUGCCAGAUCGGCUCGGGGCCAGUUGCCCAUUGAUGACGUCAGACUAUAUGAUUGGCUGGAAGUUGGUUCGGAUGACGUAGAAGAUUGUGGUUGGUCCGGACAUUAUGGAAACAGUUUUCGCCAGAGUAGGUUUCAUGGGAUUGUCGUUGUUUGGAGAAAACAUGGACGAAUUUUACAAAGCAAUUUAUCGCUACUUAUCAAAGGGGACCUACAACAGCUGGACUACCGCCUUUUUAGGUUGCCAAAGGAAAUGUGGAAUAAAAGCAAAACAAUCUAUUGACAAACAGAGAUCCUGCGUUUUUUUUUCUUUUACCUUUAGAAAAGUUAACAUGUACAAUUAAAGCCAUCUAAAAAUCACAGUACAGUAAAUUACAGUACGGUCAAUUAAAUGAAAAAACGAAAAUGAAGAAUCGCAAGGGGCUUUCAACCAAACACAUUUGACUUAUUAAAUGGAGCACAAUGUAGUUUGUCCAAGUGGACUUGCCGUAGUGUGAUGUCUUCAACAGGCGCUGGGCCCCGAGCCGAUCUGGCAGCCUGAACACAUCUGGUACCUACACUGGCUUUAUCAGGUACCAAGAGAAGAGGAAAAAAACGUCUUUAGGGAGCAAAAGAGGUGAGACACAUUGCCUCAAUUCAUUAUCGGAUUCUAAUGACGGCCAAUUGACCACAUUAGCUUGAGUCAAUCAAUCCCCUUAAACUAAUGCAUGUAAAAAAAACUGCUUUUCCAGGAGUGUUCACUGGAGGGUGACGGCCAAAACCCUAAGCAUAUUGAUCCAAUAUGGAAACACCAAUAUUUACAGUAGAAUUAAACAUGUUAAGAGCUAUCAUUAGCCAAAUGUGGUGAUAGUAAAAGUUUUAUCACACAAAAGCAAAAUUAAUAAUAUGUCACUCAUAGUUUCUGUUAUUCACGCACAUGUUUUGUCCUUUUUUACAUUCAGUUCAUCCAAAGAAGUGAGUCCAGCUUGUUUUUGGCUCACUGUGUCGGUCAGAACAGCUGAGGGACUAAGAGUCAAGUUUUUAUGCACUGCUUUCAAUUCAUAAUUAAUGAACAUUUUGGACACUGAAAAAUGAAACAGAUAUCGCAGCACAGAACAAAAUUUGACACAUUUACUUAAUCUGCUGAAAGUGAGUCCUCACAGUGUGUGGCCUGUGAUAAAAAAUAUGCACUGGCCUUUCCAAAUCAGAUUUUCGUCAAGUAGAAAAUCUCAUUUUUCUCGACUGUCUCGUGUCAUUACUGCAGAUGAUCCCACAAAUUGUCCUCUACAAUUAGAUAACUGACUAUUUAACAUCCCAGGCAGCAAUCAUGCUUGGUAUGCAUGGGGUUGCACACAUGUUAGGAAGGGUUUUAGAAUUUGGAUCCAGUCAAACAAGAGCCCAGCCAAUGAGGGGUGGCUGCCAGUCAGUGUGUGCUGAUGGCAGGUGGUGUUCAGUCUGAUUUGGCUCCCCGUGCCACAUUGUUUACAAGAACCAGAGGCCAAGGGGUGACAGUAGAAGCAAAGAAGGAGUCAUGUAGACAACAGCCAUUUUUCAUCCAUCAUUGUCAGUAUUUCAGCUGGGUGAUCCACGCAAACUACAUUUGAGCACCGUGAGUUACACAUGAAAAAUAGUGUAAUGAAAAAUUAUGGAUUUACUGGCCAGUAAAUAUGAGGAAAAGUGAAGAAUUUAUCUUUAUUCUGACACUUUAGGCAGCAUAAAUCAAUGCUAAAUGACAGCCGGCCCUAGAGGGAUACAUUUGGACUAAUAAACUUAGUUGGUCUGGCUAGAACAAUCACAGCUCAUAAAUCUAAGCUUCCCAAUCAUGCAUUCAUGUAGGUUUUAGUAACUAGUCAGUAUUACUGUGUGCUUUAAUGUGUUUAUGGCAUUGUGAGUGCAAAACUACAAAAAAAACACAUUGAUGUUUUUGCAGUAUGUCUGUUAUAUCUGAAUAAAUUCAUUGUUUACAUGCAUCUGAAUACAGUUUUAAUUAACUGUUUUGCAUUACAACUAUAUUCAUAAAGUAUUGUUGUUCCGUUGUCACCAAAAGCAUGAAACUGAUGCUUUGGAGAUACAAUAGGGCCAGACAGCAGCGCGGUAAUCCUAAAUACUGGAUAAAGAGGAGCACCAACAAUACCCUUAUGUAAGAGAAUUAUGAUACUCCAAGGAUUAAAAAGUCCUGCAGGACAAACAGGAUCUUUCUCAGAAGACUCAGUGUGAUAUCUAAUAAAAUGAAGGCGCUCUUCAUCGUGCCAGGACUGAUGUUUUUUAUCUUUGACAGUUAUACAUUAUGCAGCGUGACAUAUGAUGUAUUAUAUUAAUGUAAUCCAUCACCAGUGUAUCAUAAACAAUGGAUGAAACAUGUUUUAUUCAAAAGUGUAUGUUGGACAGGAAGUUAAAUGCUUACAUUUGUUGGUAGUUGUCAAUGUCAUUUGGAGUGAUAUUUUAUUUAAAAAGUGUAACGUCUUCUUCCUUAUGUUUAUUUAAAUCUCCCUGCUUUAUACCCUAUUCUGAAUACAUUAGAUUUAAAGGAAAAAAAAUCCAAGAAACAGUCCUUUAGUGAAAUCCAAGCAAAAGAAAAUACUGCUGGUGUCUGUUUAUGUUAUUAAAUUGAGAAAAGACGUCUGGAUAUUUGCACUUUUAUUCUUUUUUUUUAAUUAACUUCAUUUUAUUUUGGUAAAACAAAAAGAUUGUUGUUGGAUGUGGUAUUUCCUUCUGAGGGUAACUGGAACUAAGCUGGGUUGUGAAAGCAAAGAUGCUCACUGGCCUUUGGAAUCCAGGACCGAGCCUUAGUUCUUCUAUCUGAACAGAACAUGAGCUGGGUGGUGUUUACCGCCGUGGACCCUCUGUGCUUUUCUCCUGCGGCACAGAAAAGAGGUCAGAGUCUGUGAUCUCUCUGCAGUCUUAAUGACCCAUCAGAGCAAUGUUGUCUCAGCCAGGGCGGUUUUUCCAAGCCACACGAUGACGCCACGGUGAAGGCGCUGUAGGCGUGAGAGAGGGGCUGAGGUUUAAAGGUACCAGAUGGGGCUCCUGCACCCUCUGUGAAAGUACAAUAUGAUGGGCUGUACAUUUGUAUGAUGACAUACCAUGUUGUUAUUGGCCAAUUAUGUCAUCAUAUGUAAUUUUUGAAACUAUAGAUGAUUUUACAUUACUUACCAGUUCUGGCUGGACUCUGGAAAAACAUGUUUCUUUAACUGGUGGUGUUGAUGUAUUCCUCAUGUAGAGCUGUCCUGGAUGACAUGAUUGUGAGUGACCUCUCUCCAGAGCCAAAAAUACAGAGGUGUGUGAUUGACAGUGCAAGAGAAGGGCAGGCUCCGGAGCAUCUGGGGGAGCCAAAGGAUUUAGAUUACUUAUGCUGAGCAAAUAAAAACCCCAGAUGACACUCACUUUGUGUGUUAGGUCUGGGUUAGCUGGGGAUUUGGCACCAUGGAGGUCUAUGCCAAUGUAAGGGGCUUUUCUCAUCCAAGGUCCACUUAAAAGGUUCAAAUGUUUACAUUGUUACAUUUUGCAUUUGGUCCGUUUAGCAUUCACACGGGAUGGGACUUUUGCUAAGCAAACCAAAUGGUUAAAAAAAGGGGAAAAUUACAAGAGAAAACCGCUGUCUGUCACCUGCUCAUUUGGGGCACAAUCUUCAUUGUCCGUCAAUUUACAGAAAGUAGCCGACCAGAGAGAACAAUAUUCGUCUUGCUUCAUGCAAUUCACCAGAAGUGGCGUUGGCGAUUUGCGAGUUUUUACAGACAGUGCAGUGUUUUGACCGACUGUUCUUCGUCUGCUGUGACCUCUGUAUGCCAGGCAUAAUUUCCCGGCUUUAUCACAGUGCAAAUGUGUUAUUGGAUUAUAUUGACAUAUAAAAGUCAGUUUGAUUGAAGGAGUAAGGGGACAAUGGUCCUUUUUAAAACGAACCAAACAGUCCUGGUGUGAAUAAGUUUACCACAAUGCAAGUAUUGAUCACAAAACAAUUAUGGAGCAUAUUCUUUUCUAUAUGGAAUAAAUUUACAGAUUAGUUUCCUGAUUGACAAUUGAAUUAGAUGAUUGACACAUGUGGCUAUGUGCAGAUUUUCAGCCUCAAAGUGGUUUCAGGGAUUAGAGAAGGUUAGCUGUGGUCGAAAGUAACAAAUCUGCCAAGCAGCAUCUAAAAGGCAAACCAAUGAACAUGUCAAAUGUUGUAUUUUUAACUUGCCUUCUUCAAAAUUGUUGCUUGCAGCUCAAUACAGGGUGUGCAAGUCCAUGACCUUUAGUUGUAAAUUUAUUUUGUGUACUGAAACUAUAAAAAAAUUUCAUUUUACUUUCAUAACAAUGGCUCUCUCUAAAAGUUAUUUUUGUCUCUCCCAGAGGAUAAAUAUAGUUGAUAAGAGUUUUGAAAUUGUCUAUAUUGUAACCUCAGUAUUCAGUUUGUGUUGCUUUUUCUUUCCUUUUCAUAUGCUGCUGUAGUGACCAACCAGUGAGAGCUGACUAAUGGACCGGCGUCUUAUCUUCUAUUCAAAGCUUCAUUACUUUUCGCCUGUGGUCCACCAUGUACCCAGGCAGCUGUUUUUCAGCUAAAUGACAGCUUUCCAGUUCAGGAAAGAAAAGGAAAAAAACUGAGAGGCCCUGAGGUAGACUUAGAACACACUGGAAGGAUUACAUAUGCCAUCUGGCAAGGAAGCCUUUCAGGAUUCUCGGGAGCAGAGCUUGAAAACUUCAGACCUUUAUAAUCUUUUGCAAGCAGAGUGAUGGAUAGAUAUAAAAUCUAAAACCAACAUAAAUCUGGCAAUGCUUGUAUUUUUUCAUUACUUAAACAUGUUAGACUGGAUGUGCCUCUUUAUGGUUAUAUUCAACAGUAAGUUGAUAGUGAGCAGGUCUUGUCUCAACAUAAAGGGAUUCUAAAUUGUACAACCACCCAUUCACUAUAUACUAUCCCACUCAUUACACAACCAACAACCAAGGACAUGAAUAAGUGUAAAUAAAAUAACUUUUGCAUCUGUGACUUUAUUGGUUAAACUAUUAUCUUUUUUUAGUUUAAGCACUUUUUUAAUAGCAUUUCUUUAUUUCAACACUCCAUUCAUUUAUUUAUUUAUUUUUUGAACAUCAUAUUUAGUUUUAUUUUCAUGUCAUCAAACAUAAAUCAUAUUAACACAUAGACAUAAAUUCAGGAGAAAGCAGAAAAAAGAGAAAUACAUAAUGCAUAAAUAAACAACACCCAAAGUGUACGGUAGUGUGGCGGGUUAAUCAGUCUGUUCAGCAUCAAAAUUAUAUUCAUACAUUUUUUUCUGAUCUGUAUCUCGGAAAGGGUAACAUCAAACAAAGUAUUUGGUAAUGAAAUAGAAACACUAGUUGAUUUGUCCUCUGGUAGUGAAAUAAAUAAACACAGGAAUAAAAAAGCAAGAGAGAAAACAAAAAAAAAGGAAAAAAAAUGUAUAUAUUAUAUAUGCACAUACGUACAAUAAAUAAAUAAAAAAAGUUUAUGACUAUAUAAAUACAAUGCAUGCAAUAAAAAAAUGCAUUAUACAUUAUAUAAAUACACAAAUUAAUUCAUCGGUGCAGCCCUGUCUACAUAAAUAAUAUUAUAUAUCUAUACAGCUAAGAAAAUGAAUCUCAAUACAAUCAGUGCUGCCUCCAUGGCAACAGGGUUCUUAACAGACUCCUCAAUUACCCUUUUUCCAUCAAGCCAGUUCCAGUUAGUUAAAAGUCAUCACCUAAUUUGGAAACAGUACUUCCGCUACUGAAGAUCUGGCUGUGGACCACAAAGACUAGCACCAACUCUCUGCUGGGCUAGAAGAGCUGGGGGCGGGGCUGUCAUGUCCAAAAGGUUAACAAAAGCUACAAAACAGGAAUUGUUCAGUGUAUGGAAGAAUCAAUACACUUUUGUUAAUUACCUGUUUUCUGGAGCGUAAUCCCCGCCAGAAGCUGUCCUGCCGAGCAGAACUUGUUCUCUGGUCUUUCUAUGAUUGGAUACAGUGUUUGAAAAGCUAUAGGAGAUACACCAAAGAUGAGACACUGUAGUCCUCUAUUGUUGUUGUAACGCAAGUUGUGCUGGGAAAUAAAUGAAAUAUUCUCUGAUGUAUGUAGUGAUGCAAUGAGCAGGCUCCUUUGUGGCCCCAGUGGGUAGGAAAGCAAGCCGGUUCUUCGACAGUUUGCAGAAUAAGCCAGCUCUGAACUAAGACUUGACAGGGGUCCAGUAGCUCCUCAGGCUGCUCUUAAAUCUGUGUGCGGUAACUGUCAAUAUUUCCGUACUCUCCUCCUGAAAACUCACGUUUUUUACCACAUUUACCAAUUUUUUUUUACAAUUUUUCCAGUGUCAUUAGGCAGAGGUUUAACCUGAUUGACAUCCACAAUCAUCCUGACCAAUAAGAAUGAAGUAUUUUUUAGAGCCAGGUUAUAAUCAGGGGUUAAUGCAUUGUGAAUUUGGCAAACCAGGAAGUCACUGCAGUCAUACAAAGUCUCAUUAGCACACUUGUUCGCCUCUUAGUUAACAAUUAUUGAUGUGAAACGUCGAGACUUCUACUGCAAAAUCAAAUGUUAUGAAAGCUGAAAGCAUUGCACAGCAUUUAUAGUUUGUCUGCCACAGGAGGGCAACCCCCCGGUGAUAAACUUGAUAUUUUAUGUGAGAAAUUGUCUAGUGACACCCCAAUGAACCAUAGCGUUGAUUUUCUGUGAUGCUUAGGCAGGUUCUGAUUGUACUGUGGCUGCAUCCAUCCUGGAUCAGAAUCAACACCCCAUUUGUUGCCAUGGAACAAGACAAAAAAAAGCCCAAUAAAACAGUUAGUGAAAAAAGGCGAUUAUUCAAAAAUAUGAUUUUCUGCCACCUUGAUGGAAAAAGAGUCGAGAAACUGAUGUGCAAUCUAUUUUCUAAUAUCCUUCCCUACUUUGGCUCCUGUAUAAUAUUACACCAGUAACCACAGAAGGCAGAGAGGGAGAAACUUCAUGUAAUCCAAUCCCCAAAUUUGGACAGGGCUUUAAUCUGUGGAAGAUUUGCCUCGAUAUGAAAUUAUGGUCUUUGUUUGAUUCUUUCUUUGUUUUUCCACUCAAUAUAAAAAGCACAUCAUUGUCACAUCCCACAAACUUGGGCAAACCUAACCAAUGAUGGAAAGUAAGCAGGAUUUUAUACCGGUACUAUUCUUCAGUGUAAAUAACUGGUUCUAAAAUGUAUAUUUGUCUGAUGGAACUGUAAUGCAUAUAUCAGAAACUUAGAUUUGACAAUACUUAAUUUAAAACUUUAACCAAAGAAAAGUCAGCUAAAAUCCAAAAAUUGCUGCUUACGUUGAAAUUCUUUAAUAAAAAAUUUCAUUUAUUGUCUAUAACUCUAACAGGGAUCUUUCGGGUUAAAUUUGUUUUUAUGUUGAAAUGUUCAAUUCCCUUUCGCUGCAUGACAUUGACUUCAAAAAGAGCAAUUUCUUUAGUGUACUUUUGUGAUUCCUUUUGAGCUAAAUUAAAUUAUUGAAACACAAUCACACCUUAUCCCUCUGAACUUCCUUUGAAUCAAGUCCCUAAUGCUUUCCAUUUUAAUUAGUAUUCUGCUGGAGUCCCUCUUGCAUGCGUCUGUUCCCUCUGAGUUUUGAAGUCACUAACCUGGUGGCUGAGGUAUUGAAGCUUCAGCAGACCCUGGCCAACUCUGUGUGUGUAUAUGUAUGCACAUGUGUGUGUGUGUGUGUAUAUGUGUGCCGUGAGCCCCAUUGUCUCCAGAGAGAUUUGAUUUAUAUCCUGCCUCAGUCUGUUGUUUGGCAUCCUCUCGCUCCCUGCUACCCUCUGUCCCCCAAAGCAGGAGCCUGCCAGCCCUCCCAUCAAAACACAUCAUUUCCAUGCCAGCGCUCUCAUCCAGCCUCAUAUACGCACUUUUAAUUCAAACUAGAUCAUCAGCAAGAGCAGAGACAUUAUAAUUUACAUACUUUGCUGUCAGAAGAUCCAGUACAAAGGACACAAGUGAAGGGUCACUACAAACUUUAUUUUUUGUUUUGUUCUUCAUAUCUAUAUUUAUAGCAGACCAUUAAAAAUGUUGAAUUUUGGAGUAAAAAGUGUUGAAACUGUUAAAAUGCCCAUCAAAAGAGGAUUUUUAAGGAGUAUUAAUCAUUCUUUUUUUGUUAUUACAUUAAUUAAGUAUGCAUAUACUGAGAUUAUGAGGAAUUACCUUUUUUUUUCCAAGAUAAUGUGGGUGAACAUAACUUGACCUGAAUCAAACUAAUGCAAUACAACAAGCAAAUGCUGACAGUCUGUUGGAGUCUUGAAAUUGAAAUUUCUUCCUGUAGGUUUUAAUCAUUUGUUUCUCAUUCAGACUGAGGCAAAGCUGUAAAAAAAUCUUCAUUUUAACUUUCAACAUACAUUUCUAAUAAACUAGCUUUAAACCAGGACACCAGUUUGAGGGGCUUUAACAAUCACCCACAUGUUUUGCAAAGUCACUGCAGAUCAAAUACAAAGUGUGUUAAAGUGGGUACAAUAAAACAAACCAUCUACCCUGAGGAGCUGAGGUUAAACAGACUGUCAUGUGGACAGGCCCCUUCAGUGCUUUGAUUCAAUAAUGAGAAAAAUUCACUUCAGUGGCUCUGAGCUGUUACUCCAAUCAAUACUUUUUAAAAGGUUAAGACACAUGAGGACUCUUAAAGUCUUUUAGCUUCAACAAUUUGUGCUGCUACUCUGUGAACUUUUUACAACUUAUGUGUGCAUAGUUUUAGAAAAUCCUUCCAGUGCCAUAAUUCAGUGUUUGGAUGAAUGCAGAUCAAAUCAACAAAGAGGCAAUUAUACAGUGAAAAUAAGUUUGAACUUUUUCAGCCAAACUCUUUUCAGGAGUUUUCAACAACAGCCCCGAGAGAUUAGACGAUAAAAUAUGAAAAUAUUAAUAAAAAUAUUCUUGUUCCUCAAGGCUGUUAACAAUGUAAAUGUGGUUACAGCAGCAUUUCAGUUUUUAUCCCUGCAGGGCUCACAGCACUGUAUCUCCACUCUGAUCCCCUGAAAGUGUUUAUCUAUGAGUCUCCGUCGACCUAACUGGCAGGUGGAUGAAUCUCCUCCUCCUCUUUGUGAACUGGCCUGCAGGUUUAUUAGCCUCAGCACAGUGGGACAUCUUCUCCAGCAGCUCAUUCAUUUCGAUUUGUUUUCAUUUCAAGCAGCGAACUCAAUGUCUUCGCCCUUUAUCUCACCUAUUAUUUAGCACAAUAACCAAUUAUUAAAUCAACAAGUUCUGAAGGAAAAAUUGCAGCUCAAGGAGAAAUUAUGUAAUUUAAUAGAUCAGAGACAUGGAGAGUCUUUGAAGCUAAAUCUGAAAAUGACAUUAGUGCUUUAUAUAAAAGAUGUUGUACAAGUUAAUCAACAUCAAAUUGAUGGUAUAUUGGAGAAUCUAUUUGUUUUAAUUUAUUGUUCUGGGUUGUAAUGUUUGAAGUACUUGCCUAUUUGCUGCUUAAUUAUUUUUCUAUACCGUGUGUAAUUAGCUUUCCACUCUAAGGGCUGAACAAGUGAAUAUGUUUCAUUACAAUGAUGAGACAACAGUAAAACUUCCUCAGACAAACUUCAAUCGAAGGACAUAUUUGCUAAUUUCAUGGAGACAAUCGGGGAAUAUGGGUAGGACGUCUACACUGAGUGUAGCUUACUGCAUUCAAGGUCACCGAAUCUACAGCUCCCCUAUCUUCAGAGCCAUUUUUGGUGAGGUAAAGCUACAAAGACAAUGCAAAUUCGUUGAUGCUUCUUGAGUUUAUCAGGUUGAACAGUUACCAAAAUGUAUUGCAAUUUAAAGUAUUAAAGCUUCUGUGAGGAACUUUUGGUUUGUUUCAAUUUGUGCAAACCUUGGGAAAAAAAGUCGUUCUAUGUCUUAAAAAAAAAAAACUUGUCCUGCUGAUUUUUGGCAGUCAAAUUGAUAGUGAGUAUUUCAUGUUGGAAUGUGAAAACAGGGCAGUUUUGGACACCUACCCCCUCAGACCAGUUUCAGACAUAAAAAGUUUUAAUAUGAAAAUUGUCAAACUUGUCAUUGAUGGUCUUGUAAACGUAUUUAUUUUAUUUAAUAUCAAAACUAAAGAAGAUGUGUACAUAAGUUUAUAGUGUUUGGUGUACUUUUGAUAUCCUAAAGAAGGGAAAAUAAUAGUAAUAUGGGAACAAGGUAAACCACAGAUUUGCAACUCUUGCCAUCUCUUGUCUGCAGUAGUAAGAAAGCAGAGUUCAAUUCUCAUGCUGGAUCCCCGAGGCAUUACCGGUAGAUCACUCAACAAUCAAACUACAAAGACCUUAAGUGACUAUCUCUGUUCUUUGCUUUCUCAGCUACAGAAUCUUUAAUGUGGGAACACCAUCGCUGUGGCAGACUUCUGCACUCACAAAGCCAUGAAGAGCAUCUACAACACGACCUACAGACAUAACAGAUUACAUGGAGGAACUUGACUGAUCGUCACAAUCGUCACGAUGACUUUAGGAAACUGGAGGGCGAGAUGAAACCCGGAAAGAAGGUUUGACAAAAAAUGACAUCUCAUCAACAUUCACUGUGUUAUUUUCAGAAAAAGCCUAUCAGAGGAAUAAAAAAAAAACAACUGUUAAUGUGUCUUUGGGUUGUGAGAACAGUUUGGACUGUCAGUCCCUCCUGUAGUCAGUAACAAUAGAAAUGGUAGCAGUAAUGAGUCAGCUUUUUCUUACCAACAUUUCUCUUUUGUCCGUCUGUCUCGGUAGUCCAUUGAUGGCACAUCGUAGAGGCAGAGAUGUUGUUGCCAACUUCACAAUCUUUUCCUCUCUCCUAUUGUUCCAUCUCACAGCACCAACUUCACAAGUGCAGAGUGCUCCUUGAAAGGCAGGAAGACAACUCAAAGGAGCUAGACUUUCAAUUCGGAGGUCUUGAUGGAAUAAUAGUGCUUAUUACAAACCCCGGUUCCAAUGAAGUUGGGACGUUGAGUAAAAUGUGAAUAAAAACAGAAUAAAAUGAUUUGCCGAUCCUUGACUAAAUACACUACAAAGACAAGAUAUCUUCAAAAACUGUGUGAAAUGUGGAACCCUCGGACCAGAGCGCACUUUCCCACUUUGCGUUAGUCUAUCUCAGAUGAGUCCAGGCCCAGAGAAGCCAGCAGUGUCUCUCUGCAUUGUUGAGACGUGGCUUUGGCUGUGCACAGUAGAGUUUGUGGAUGUUGAGAUGAACUGUGUUAACUGACAAUGGUUUUCUAUAGUGUUCCUGAGCCCACGGAGUAACAUCCUUUACAGAAUGAUGUGGGUUUGAAUGAACUGAAGCCUGAGGGGUCGGAGGUCACAAGCAUUCAAUCAAUGUUGGUUUUGUCCCUGAUGAAAUCCUGGAAGUCCUUGAAAUUCUGCAUUGACGAAUGUACUUAAACUGUUGGUUCAUGUGCUCACGCAGUUGUUCAAAAAGUGGUGAUACUCGCCCUGACCUUUCUUGUGAAUGACUGAUCCUUUCAGGGAUGCUUCUUUAAUACCUGUUUCCAAUGAACCUGUUCACACGUGGAAUGAUCCAAACAGGUGUUUUUGAGCAUUCCACAAUUUUCCCAGUCCUUUGUCCAAACUUAUCUUAAUAGUUUGAAAAUGAAAUAUCUUGUCUUUGUUGUGUAUUUAUUGAAUAUAGGUCAAAAAGGAUUUAGAAGUCAUUGUAUUCUGUUUUUAUUCACAUUUUAUAGGACUUCUUUGGCAUUGGGGUUUGUACGUGUAUGUUAUCAGGAUGUCAUCUGGAAUCUCAGAAACUUAUCAGAGAAAUAACUAAACAUAAUAAUAAAAAAUAAAAUAAAAUACACACACACAUAUAUAUAAAACCACUGUUAUCAGAUAAAAUGACAAAAUAAAGAGAGUAGUUUUGUCUGAAUUAAUCUGUUAACAUUUACCUGAUCACAUCAUUACAAUGAGAUAAUAUCGGGCCUGAAGCUUCAAGAUUUCACCUUCCAAAAAAUCUCAAACAAUCACAUACUCAAAAUGUAUUUUUUUUCAUGCCAAAUAUACAGAAUAUUUCAGUUUUAUCACAAUGCAGUAAAGUUAUUUGAUCGCAAUAUAAUGCACAUACGGAUACAAUUUGAAACAGUGCAUGCUUCUAAACAAAGUAGCAGACAGUUUCUUUUCAUGGCGUGCUUCUCAGACUUAUACUUCUUAUAAUUAACAUAAUGAAUAUCAGCAGGUUGCUGCUUCAGACACUCAUUAAAAGGACUGCUAUAAGAUUUAAUAUCCACCAGGUGUCACUGUGUUUAAUAUUGACAUGUCAAAGCUUUCGAUUUUUUUGGACACAAAUUGACAGAAAGCGGCAAACGCUUCACCAGUCUUCAUCACUAUCCAUUAUCCAUGAACAGCUUACUGUUAUAAACGGGGGUCAUUAGCCAACAGUCAAAACUGUACAUGCAUUAAGCAUAAACCUUCAGAACACCUGGUCAAAUUUCUGUGGUGAAGUAUUGAUGAAAUCUCACCGAGAACUGAAGAAGGAUUCAAUUUUAGCAACAUUUAUCCUACAAAUGAGGAGUGGAAAUCAAACUACCAAUAUUUGGCAUUUGUUAGUAUUUUGUAAGACUUGGAAAUGGAAUACAGAAGACAUAUAUCCCUUUCGAUACCAACCACUCAACAUAGUCCACUUCUCCAACACAGCUGAGCAAGGCACAUUCAAGAGCACAACUGUAUCCCUAAAAACAACAGCUAUGAAAUCCCCUGGUAGGAGGAUAAAAAAGUGACUCGGGUGCACUGAUUGAGUGGAUUUUAAAACAAAAAUAAAACUAUUUUAAUUUUAUUAUUAAAUCGUUUAAAAGGGCUCUGGAGUUUGGAAUAAGCUCCUGUAUAUUAACUCAUCCCAGUGAGAGAAUCAAAUGUAUCUCCCGUCCUGCAGAAACAUGCUCGUCUGUCACUGAGUUGUGUGUUCACAAAAGAGAUUUGCUCAGAGGAAUGUGUGCAGACAGAGAAAUGCUCUGAAGCCCCAAGGGAAGGCCAUUGCUAUCUAUUAGCACCAGUGUUAGCCUCAUUAGUUGUUAUACAUCUCAGAGGGAUUUUUAAAAGCACAAGGCAGACUCAUUAAAUGAAAGCAUGACAAAUAUUUCAGCGUGCGUGUUACACGGUGCUACACCCUGCUCUGUUUGUGAAUAAAUUUACAAAACCGGAUAAUGAUAUCACAGUGUUAUGUUAGGGAAAUGUUAACUCUCUUAAAAGCUCAGUUUUCUUACAGCUCAGAUUUAAUUCUCUGUGUAUUUUUUGAUAUGAUGUUUUCACCUUAUAAUAGGCAUGGUAAUGCUCCCCUGAUAGCAUAUUUCAGCUGCUUUAAUGCGCACACUUCACCACAAGGCUGAGUAAUUGAUGCCUGUUAUCCAUAUAGCAUGAAAUGACAAACAACAGAAGGUCAUGUUAGGAAGUGUGUACGCGCAACAUGAAUGAAGGGGGCUGGAGAGAUUGAGUGUACCAUGGAAAAGCUAUCAACUGCCCCCCUGCUCCAGCCUCCCCUCCCAUUUUCAGCUCGGUGCACUCUUUAGUAGAAUUAUUGAUGGCGCUUGUGUGGUACAGAGGACUAGGAUAAAGAUGUCUCAAUCCCAGGGCGGAAAAACAAUAGCUACGGCAAAGGCUGGGGUUAGCAGGAGGAACAACGCAUGCAGUAUUUAUUGCUGUGCUCAAUAAGAGGGAAGAAGACGAAUUGAAGUCAUCUCCAAAGGGGAGCAACUGGUAGAAGUCAUCCCACACUGCUGACAUGGUAUCAGCACAGUUUGGAGAAGCAGUAACACUACCUCAGAUGGAUGUGGCAGAGAAAGAAAGAAAGAAAGAAAAUUUAUAGUAAAAUUCAUUGUGUAAAAGUGUGCAUCAAAAUUUCAGACCCUCCAAAUGUAGAGUGGCAUCUUGUAGAGUUUUGUAUAAUUUUAUGGCGUAUUAUUAUCACCAAAUGCAGAAGUUUUCAAUGUCUUAUUGUGUGUGUUUUGUAUAAAGAAUCUUACUCUGUUUAGGAUUUAAAAGUAUAAGAUUUUAAUUAAAGUGGCCUGGAGCUAUAGAGUAUCAUUAAAUGAUAAUCAUAAAGUAAAGAAGAAGCACUUGGCUCUGUUUUUUAAGGCCUCUGGUUGUUUGGAUGAUCAAGUAAAAAUGUCUCUAUGACAUUGAAGUUAAAAGUCACAUGGGGUGAAAGCUUAAGGUGCCUCACUGAUAAAUCCACAAUGAUUGAUCCACAGCUUUCAUUGUGUCUCAUCCAAAAAUGCAACUCCUUUACCAAACUCAGAAAGGCCAAACCUAAUAUCAAGAAAGUUUACAGAAUCUUAAGGGGAUAUCCCGGCGUAAAAUUUAUUUAGGGUCAAACACACCGUAAGACCGAGUUGGACACCCCCUCGAGAGAUGAAUGUUGCCGACCACUUGCAAUACACAGCGGUUUGAGGAGCCAUAAAUAACCCUCAACCAAAACGUCACUCUGUAGCCACAAAUAAUGCUCAGAACAGCACCUAACUUCAUCAACAGUACAUAUAGGGUCCCAGCCAUAGUACUAGCCACCAAACAUCUUUUUAACUCUGAUCUCUUUAGCAAAGAGACUAAACUCAACCCACCUACUCUCUUCCAGCAGUUGCUUGUUUGUAGGGAAACCUCGGACAAGUCCAUUACGGACUGCUGCGGGGUGACGCAGCUCAAGGAAGAACAUUUAUGAUCAUUUCUUUAUUAUUUCCUUGAAGUAAUAAUCACCAUAUUAAUCAUUUUGCACUGCAGACACUGUAGUUCUUCUGCCUUAGCGUCUCGGUCUGAUUGCAUUUCCAUGAAGAAAUGAUCAUAAAUGUUCUUCCUUGAGCUGCGUCACCCUGCAGCAGUUCGUAAUGGACUGGCCUGAGGUCUCACUACAAACAAGCGGCUGCUGGAAGAAAGUAGGUUAGUUGUGUUUAGUCUCUUUGCUAGGGAUUGGUGGCUAGUACUACGGCUGGGACCCUAUAUGUACUGUUGAUGAAGUUAGGUGCUGUUCUGAGCAUUAUUUGUGGAUAUAGAGUGGCGUUUUGGCUGAGGCUUGGGAGUGGCUCCUCAGACCGCUGUGUAUUGCUAUCGUGCGGUCAUUACUAAAGUUGGUAUAACUAGAGAAGCAAGCUGUUGGCAACAUUCAUCUCUUGAGGGGGUGUCUAACUCGAUGUUACGGUGUGUUUAACCUUAAAUUUAUUUUACGUUGGAAUGAAACAGGAAAUUAAAUCAUUUCUGAAAUUUCGAAGAUGCUCAUAUGAAAAAGCUGACACAUUUUAGAGUAGUUGUUUCCAGGUUUUAAAAAGUGACGCAUUCAGCAAUUUGGAUAAAGUGAAAACAUGCUGCAAACACAGCACUGAUAGUCAAUAACCCUGUGAUGGUGUACUUAGAAAGCAGUUAAAAACUUUGAUAUUGUAUCAUGGCUCAGGCCACAUGGUAAGCAUAAGUCCAAUAAUCAAUCUCACACCAUCAACUCUUUAUCUGUCUUUAUUGGAUACAUGGACCCUUUUGUCCAAGUGCAACACCAGAUUUCCCUUUGUUUACAAAAGUUUCUUUCAGUGUGAUUGUUUUUAUUUUUUGUCCAAACACACAAAAAAAAACCUGUCACUCUGGUUUCCAGUCAGGAACCAAAGAGAAGUCUACCUUUUAUACUUCAAAGUAUUACAAAGUGAAAGAGAAAGUGAGAGGGAUGCUGGGAUGAGGUGCAACAAAAGGUCUGGAUUUCAAUUAUACAUGUUCGAAACUCUGCUGACCCACCAGGAGCCUCCACAGAGCCUGUCCGUGUACCAUGUAGAAACUUACACUACAUUAUAAUAAAGGUCAUGGUACAUUAUGAGCAACAGUGCUUCUGGCAGAUGCCUGACAUGGAUGUUAAAAGGUCAUUUCGGGACUGAGAAAGUCUUGUGAGACUGGAACAGAGAGAGACUUGGAGGGGUUUUGUGUGAAGCUGUCCUGUUUCCUGGGUUUCCUGGGUUUCAUCAUGCUUACAGAACCUUCCUUGACUUCUCUUCUGGCUGCAUGCUGACAGAUCUGUUUCCUCCCUCUAUUCCCAGAAUGUACAUCAUCAUGAUACGGCUUUAUGCUCUAUUUGGAGAUAAAAAGACAGUGCAUGGAGUGAAAGGAGAGACAUAAUAUCAGGCAUACGAGGUGAACAGCUAUUUUUAUUGUUAUUUUCUUUUGUUAGCUUUUGCAAUUUUACCUUUAUGUGUCUCAUGCAAGAGGACCAAUAUAGGGAAAAUGUAUGCAUUAUCUUUUCAGGGUGAGUGGCUGUUUGCCCCUUUCUUGCAAAGCUGAAAUCCUAGAAACCUUGAGCUUAGACACCAAGAUUUAUUCUGAUGUUUUAGAGCCAGAACCCUGAAAUCAUAUGCCAGUGUGCUAUCAAAUACUAUUAAAACUGGCCGUCUCUACCCUGUCUUAUCUGUUUGUUUGUUUGAGGAACAGAGGAGGGUUUGUUGUCUUUUUGUUUAACCCCCUCUUCACAUCUAUAAACGCGGUGCAGUCUCUACAUUAUCGGCCUUGGUUUGCAUUGUUGUGACGGCAUACUGCAAGGCCAUACAUCUAAACCGUUUCUGAACCUGUCCUCGGAGACCGCACUCGAUUAGAUUAAAAAAAUAACAGAUGUUUCUGUAGCGUCCUCUUUGCUGCCGUCUAUGUUUUCUCAUUGACAUUAUUAUUCCAUACCCCGAGCCUCAAAGAGAGAUGCUGACAGUUAUUGAAACUCACUGCCCAAAGAUCCAUCACUACGCUCAUAAACACCAGCUCUCUUGAUGUUUAUUCAUAGUGAGAGGAGAGCAUGAUUCAAAGCGGACAGACUAACAGUGCGGCUAUUGUCCCCUUUUGAUAAAUGCCACGGUCACAGAGGACAGCGUGUCCCAUGAUCUGUGUUUAUAGAAAUGAGAUCAUCAUAAGAAGGUGACUCUUACUUAAUAAAGACUUAUCAUGAAAAGCGGUUGAUUAAAGUGAGGCAGCAACCUUUUUUUUCCAUUAGGAGGAUUAAGGGAUGUAUAGGGUGGCUUAUAUCUUAUUUUUGUGCACCUGUCGCCUUAUGGCAUACAUCUUAACAUGACUGACGUCCAAAAUGGCCACUCACAAGAAUUCCAUUUUCAUAGGACGACUUUUAAAAGUUCACCUACUCGAAUCAGGACAUUUAUUUUUCAGACCAGUCAUUUUUAUCCAAGGCCUUUUUCAUUUUUUAUUUCUCAUUCUGUCACAGCCCCAAACCCAGAACAGCUCUGCAAUGCCACUCAGAUUCUACGUGUUUAUGAGGCCCCCUAGAGGUACAUUACAAACACUGCAUUAAAAACAGAGGAAUAAAACUGAUGUUGCUGUAACAUGACACCCCUGUGGAUUGCAUCACAGGAGUGAAUCAGAGUGUUAUCAGUGCCUCUGAUGAGAAAAACUGAGUGAGUACCACUGAGAAGUUUGAUGUGGAGAGUUACACAGAAGGGAGUAUUUGUUCAUUUUCUCAAGAACAAACUUGGUUUAACUGACAGGGGUGUGUCCGAUUAGGUGGCGUGGAGCCCCCUUGAAAUCCGAUUGGUCAUCCUAGACGCCACCCAAAAGCCUAAACUUGGAUGUUUGUCUUAUUCAAUGCUGGAGUUGUGUCAAAAUCGAAAUCAUAAUGUUGCAACAAGCUGCCAGAGGGUUUCUUUGCAUUUAAGCGCAGCACAUUGUCUCUUGUUAAUACAUAAAAAGAUGACUUUAGACAAACAUCUUUUUAAGAAAAUACAAACGUAUAUAUUGUCCAUUUGUUGUGCUACUGUUUGAUAUUCAUUAUGUUUUAAAUCUUUAAUCAUAGUAGAUAUAAUUAGCAGAAGCAGAGAGAAUAAUCUUCAUUCAUGUGUGCUUUAAAAGGAGAUAAGUUAAACCUCGAAUACAACCUAAAACAAUGAGACCCUUAAAGUGAGUUACCAGCACUGUGGCUAACUGCUAGUUUGGAAAAACACAGAUGUCUUGAGUGACGUUGCUUUCUCGAUUCCUCUUAAUUUACUAUUUUUCACUAACCAGGUCUUCUUGUUUGGAGUGGUGGGAGGUUUCUGACAGUAAGAUUUAAGAUUCCUUUAUUUUAAUCGGCAAAAACUACAAAAGUAAUAACCCACCAAACAUUGGGCGUAGAAGAGACCUGCAGAUCAAGUCAGUAUUGGGUCGGUCCGUCAAAGACCAUAUUUAGACGUCAGUGCGACGUGCUAAAUGGGUUCGAAAUUUUGACGUCCAAAUUGGAACUUUUUAGACAUCGCUCAGACGUUUAGAAUUUGGACAUCAUCUGAAGACCAAAUCUAGACGUCGGCAUAACGUGCAAAAUGGAUCCAAGAUUUAGAUGUCAUUAUUGGACCUCUUUUGGACAUUGAAAUGAUGUCCUCAUUUGUACCUCAUUGUCGAAAGAAUACAUUAAAUAGACAUCAUUCCGACGUCCCAUGGCGCAGUGGGAAGUAAGAGCAGUAAUAAAUCAGCACAAAGUGUUGCUGAAAUAGAAUAAAAAAACUAAUGGAUAUAGAGCUGUCUGGGUAUCGAUUCUAUCACUGUUCUCAUAAAUGCCUCAAAAUGCUGUCAUCCUGUCACUUGGAACUCAGUUCUCCACCCUGCCAGUCAUUGUGUUUCCAUAUCUGGAAUUUUCCCACUGACACACACACAGCUGGGUCAUCACAUUGAUGGGAGCUGACAACUCAGAUACCCAGACUUCCUUUCAUGUCAAGAAAUGUCUCCAGUUUGUGAAACUGCGCGCUGUGACACAUGUCCUGACAAGGUGUGAAUGAACUCUGAUGAAUUGUGUUGCAAUGUGGGUAAAGUGGCAGUCCUCUGAGUUGAAUGGUUGUUACCGUACUGGACCAGUUAUAAUAUUCAUUUUGUUCAACAAGCAAAAAAAGAAAAAAAAAGGAACCCAGUUUUUUUUUUUUUUAGCAUAUCGCUCAACUGAGCGUAGUGGAAAGUCUUUAUUUUUAACAUUUUAGGAGUCGAGACAGCAGCUGAGCAGUAACUGAAACUAUUAACACACACACACACACACAGGAAGCUGGGUGACCACUCAUCAUUGUAACACACCCGACAAAACUUCCUGCUUGUGUGUCUGUUUGUGGUUUCGGCAGGAGGAGAGAGAGUAGGCGGACUGGGUGGGAAGCCUCAGUUGUCAGUCAAAAGGUGGUAAAAGUUGAAGCAGAUAGCCAAACAGAGCAGCGUGAUGGAGCCACAACAGAUCAGAGAGGGAUACCUUGUGAAAAAGGUAAGAAAACACAAGAAGGAAAAGCUUUUUGGUGUUGUCGCAGUGUAGCUUAGAUGUGUUACUCUUAUUUUUUUUACUUUAAAGUUCUGUUAAAGUAAAAUAAGAAUCUAAAUUGACAUCUACUGUGUAUGAAAAUGCUAGAUUUUACUUUUCAGUGUUUCAGACAAAUGUAUUUAGGGAGCUGAAUGUUAGAGGACUUGAAGAAAGGCAAAAUGAACCCAAGGGUUGAUGAGUAAAGUCACUGUUGUAUGGGUUAACCCUAAAAAAACCACAGUACACAAGUUCAUACUUAAGUUCUGCAGUUUCAAGUAAAACUUCCUGCUUCUGUCUUGAACCAACAGCAGAAGUAGAGAAGUGUUAUAUUGGUUGUGUUUUCCAUUAAUAGCAGACAUGCUGUAAAAGUGAACAUGAGCUCUCUUUGACUGUGCAUGUGCAGUCUUUUUACUUCGUCAAUUCGACUUUGUUUAUUGGCCUAAUGGGUGUAUUUGAAGUGCUUACUGCUGACCGUUUAAGACAGCCUCGACUUUGACCUGAAACUAACACUUUGCGCCUUCAUAAGGCCGAAAUACACAACCGAACUCAACAAGAACAUUUCAAACUGCGCUCCUUUCACAACACAAACUGUGUGAACGAGAGCCGUUUCCUGCAUGUCAGAUAGAGCAUGAGUGAUUUUUUUUUUUUUUUUUUUCAGGUGUGGUGAGAAUUUGUUUCUCAUACUGAGAACUUAAACCAACAUGAACCCUUCUUUGUAGGCUGUCCCAUGCAUGCCUCAUUUCUCUCUCUUCAGUCAUUGUCUGUGUCUUCAUAAAGCACCUGCAUGACAGUAGAUAUACCAUGUUUAGUCAUGACCUUUCAAGUUUUAUUUAUAAUCUAAUGACACUGAGGUUGUCAUGGCUGUGUGUCAUGGUCAUGCUUAGAGAUGACCAAACAGUUUUGUACAGAAGCUGCAAAAGACGAUGUCUAAAGUUUAAGAUGUUCAGAGGAUUCGUCAGUACAACUAAAAAUACAUUUAAGCAGGUUUCAUAUUUGAUGGAAGAAAAGUUUGUUGGAAAAAACAAAGCUGAAGUGUCACACAAACUCAAAUUCUCAAAAAGACUAAAAUCUCCUCUUUUCUUCGCGAAUGAGUUUUAAUUUCUGGGCAUCAAAGAUUUACCACACAUAAUAUGCAGGAUUUAGCACGUCUGUAACAUGUAAAAGACUACAAUUUUGAACACUCUAAGAAAGCAAACACUUGUAUGUCAAGAAAAACUGAUGCAAUUUAGUCAUAAAAUUCUGCAAAAAGCUAAAAAAAAAAAGAAUGUUUAUGUGGCAAGUACUUCAAGUUUUACUUCUUCUAAACUUUUCUUCUUCUAAACCACUUUGUGGCUGCUAACCACAGACCGUGGGUGUGGGGUUCAUUGGAAAAACGGUCAAAAUGAUAGAACUCGUAAUGAUAAGUAGAGUGAAGAUAGAGUCAAAUUUAUGCAGGUAUGAUCACUGAAAUGACAUUUACGGCUUUAAGAAUCUGCUUUUUUAUACAAGCAUGUUUGCAUGAAGUGAACUACUGUGGGAGUGGUUCAGUAUCCGGAUAAACAGUGUGGUAUGAAUGACAAGAUAGAGAUCUGCAGCUGUUCUUAAAGUGAUAUUGACACACCGUGUUGGAAUGUAUAUUUCUGCUUUAUUGUUUAUCUCCUGCAUGUUUGACUUCAAAAGGAGAGCCUCAGUUUUGCAAUAUGCAUUUUUUUUACAACCUUGCUUUACUUUUUCUGAACAAGGGUUUUAUAAUGUUAAAUACCUUCUUGUAAAAAAAAAAAAUAAGUCAUAUUAAUGAAACUACAUAUUUUUACUCUUGGGAGAAAGGCAAUAACAGAGCGCACGGCAAGCUCAACUGAGCGUGAUUAUUUGUUCAACGCCCCAAGAGCAGACGAAACAGAUAAAAAUUAAAAUUAAAAAGAUUCAGUUUGAUACAGAAAAUAGUUGUUUUUUUCAGCGAUUCCCCUUCCCCAUGUGUUUACCAGAACUACUAACCAUAUUGGCACAUUAAUGUCAGCAUUUUCCUGUAAGUGCAAUGGUAUCUUGUCAGGUCAGAAUAGGCUGCUUUCAUUUCUUAAGUUUGUAUUUGUAACUUUCACUUCAUGUUUCCAUUAUUGGAUGACAUGUGAAAAGAACCCCAAUGCAAAAUAAAGAUUUAUAAAAAGGGGGAAGCUUAUGUAAAAAAAGAUCCAGUCUUUUGUAGUGUGAAUUUAUACUUCAGGGUAUCUGUGGCUUCGUGAGUCAUGCACACCUUACUUGUAUUUGAAGGGCGCUGCUGAGAGGAAGUUGCUCAGUGUAUGAUGCCACCUGGAAUUAAUUUUAGAAACAAGACGAUAAACUGAUCAAAUUCAAACGUGGGUAGAUAAAAUACACAGCAUGCCAACUUUGCCUGUUUUUACAAGUACAUCAUGGGCUGUCUCAUUGAUCUGCAGGGUACAGUCCUAAACUCCUGGAAGGCGGUGUGGGUGGUGUUGUCAGAAGACGGGUUGGAGUUCUAUAAAAAGAAAACAGACAGUUCUCCGAAAGGAAUGAUCCCACUAAAAACAGCCACACUCACCAGUCCCUGUCAGGAUUUUAACAAGAGGACGGUAAGAGAAUUUCAAGGGUUACUGCAGAAAAAUCUGAAUGAUACUCCAGAAAUUUCUGAACACCGAGACUAACCAUUGAUACUCCCUGUAGCUGGUUUUCAAGAUCACUUCAGAAAAAAAGCAAGACCACUUUUUCCAAGCUUCACAUGUGGAGGAGAGAGAGCUUUGGGUCAAGGACAUCAAGAGAGCCAUAACCUGUCUACAGGGAGGGAAAAAGUUUGCCAGGAGGUCCACGAGACGCUCCAUUCGCCUGCCUGACCAAGUCAACUUGGCGUAAGUUGUGUUAAAUUUAGUCUUGUGGUGAUAAAUAAAGGGUUAGUUUAUUUUAGUAACUAACUGUUUGUAAAGUCCAGCACGUCUCAGUUGACAACCAACUAGUAAAGCUAUAGCUGGCUAGCUUGGAAAGCUAACAUUACCUUUAAGUAAGUUGUGGCGGCAGUAGCUCAGGAGGUAGAGCAGUCAUCCAAUAACUGGAAGGUUGGCGGUUCGACCUCUCUAUCACUAGUCUGUCCGUUGUGUCCUUGGGCAAGACACUUAACCCACCUUGCUCCCAGUGUGUGUCCUUUACUGGUGUAUGAUUGUGAGUGUUGUGUGGGUGCAAAAUGGCAGCCACGUUUCCGUCAGUCUGCCCCAGGGAACCUGUGACUACUAAGGUAGUUUACCACCACAUAAGUGUGACUGUGUGUGUGAAUGAGUGAUGUAUCCAAUGUAAAGCACUUUGAGGGUCUCUGAUAAAGCACUAUAUGAAAUCUGAUGCAUUAUUAUUAUUAUUAUUAUUAAAAAAAAAUCUAUUUAAGUGGUCUAAAAAAAAGUGACAGCUUUAGCUUGGAGGUCUUAUACAGGAAGUUCACAUGAUCACAAUUUGAACUCAAAGACAGUUUCAGACCAGACUGUCAAAACUGGUUUGGGGGAGUUUAUCACUGACAUCCACUCACUGAAAAGAAAAAAUAUCAAAGGAUUUGCAUAACUGAUAUGACUGACAAUGUAUGUUUAAGUGGUGAUUGGUGAAGUGCCAGCUUCCUCAAAUACGAAAAAAGCAGAACAGAGUUUCGUAAGAAAGCCAAGAGUGGCAGGAGACUGGAGGACAAACAGUGUGUCGAUCAGUUCAAGAGCACACAAAGAAGAAUGUAACUCCUCAGAUUUGGUGCAAGUUGCAGAGCCUGUUUAUAGUGAUUGGAAAUAAAGUCUAAAUGACUUGCUUGUCAUUCGUGGCGAUAUGUAUUGAGAGUUUGCAUGAUGUGUUUCUUCCAGUGAGUUGUACACAUUGAUGAGAGACCAGGACGAUGGUGUGAGAGAGCUAAAACUGGAACAGGAGCAUCGCGUCUUUAACCACUGCUUCACCGGUACAGUUAAAGGAGCAGUUUAAUUCAUCGUUUGGCAGUCUAAAAACAUUUGUUCCCCCUCGUUUACCUUCUUUUUUCUUUCUUUUGUCAGGUGCAACAGUGAUAGAGUGGCUGAUCUCAAAGAACAAAGCCAGAAACAGACCAGAGGCCCACAUGUUAGCAGCGGGACUCAUGAACGAGGGUUUUCUCCAGCCGGCGAGUGACCAGUCAAAAGAGGCGGCGGAGAGCGAAGAGCAAACAGCCUUUUUAGACAAGACAGAAGCUCUGUAUUACUUUGUAGGUGUUAAGUAUCUAAGAAGUCACUGUUGCGCUAAGAAUUUGAGAAUUUGAAUCCUGCAUUUUCCCAGCAAGACCAGAGAUGAUAAGAUUUAGACGUGAAAAAUCAACAUUGUGUGAAAAAGAAGCCAAAAACAUCAGUUUCCUUGUUAAUUUAUUCACUCCAGGCAGACAGCGGGUUCUUCUGCGAGGGCUACUCUAGCGAUGAAGAUGUGCUUUUGAAGGAAGAAUUCAGAGGGAACAUCGUGAAACAGGGCUGUUUACUCAAACAGGUAAGUCAGACGGAAAGUAAAAGUGACACGUUUUCUCGCUGCAUGCCUUUUAUCUAACAAGUGCAGGCAACGUGCCCUCUUAUUAAAGUAACUCUCGCACUGACAAGCGUGUAAGUGGAAAUAACAUACAGCUGUGCUGUGGCGGAAAGCGAGAAACACUUUUGUAAAUAGAAUUUGGCAAGUCAUUAGUCAGUUCUGCUAAAAGAAGAAGUGAACUAUACAUCUGCUCAGUUCAAAGGUAAACGUGCUGUUUACUGCGGCUUAUAAGUGUGAUAAAACGCUGCGUUCAACAUCACAGGGUCACAGGAGAAAAAACUGGAAGGUGCGAAAGUUCAUACUGAGAGACGACCCCGCUUAUAUGCACUAUUACGACCCCACAAAGGUAAACAUGUGAUUUGUGCAAGCUGAAACAUAAAUGAGACAAUCUUUUACACACAUGGGUUUUUUUCCGUGUCCUCACCUUGGCCUCUGUUCUUCCUCUCCUCAGGGUGAUGACCCUCUCGGCUCAAUCCACCUCCGUGGGUCUGUCAUCACAGCCGUGGAGUUCGUGCCUGAUGGUAAGACUGUUGUCAUAGUUGACACACUCCCUGUUGCCUUCCUUUUAUUUCUUUAUGCAAUACUCUGUCUUUAAGUGUGUUCAUGCAAUCUCUUUCAACCCCCUGUUAACUUUACUUUUUCCUGGUUUCAGCCAAAAAGUACGACGUCGACGGCAACCUGUUCGAGAUCAUAACCUCAGAGGAGACUCACUACUUCUUCCAAGCUGCUACAGCAGAAGAGAGGAAGGACUGGAUCAAAGCCAUCCAGGCUGUGUCGAAGAGUGGAAAAUAACAAGAGGAGCUGUGGAUUACAACAUUUGAACAUUUGUUAUGGUGAAAUUCUUUAUUUUUCCAAAAUUACAUCCAACAGUGUGUCAGUAAGGAAAACAAAAUGAAAGUACAGCGUUAUUCUGAAGUAUCUGGAUAGUUUUCACUUCUUUUUACACUAUAAAACUACAUUUUACAAGUAUUUGGUACAGUGGGUGAAAAGAGAGAAACUUCUUUUAACAUCCUCUGACUUUUUGUACAUUUUGUAGAUCGUUUCAAAAGAGUGGAAACAUGAUGUAAAAUCUGUGUCACUUAAAGCUCCUAUGAGGUGGUUUAAAAAAUAGACCGAAAUGAAGAGUGUUGCCUCUCUAUGACAUGAAAAAAAUACAAAUAAAGUCACAAAUGACAAGAAUGACA
This is a messenger RNA of Xyrichtys novacula (pearly razorfish), 30390 nucleotides long. The record is from the annotation of a GenBank genome assembly. NCBI's taxonomy places the organism in Eukaryota, Metazoa, Chordata, Actinopteri, Labriformes, Labridae.